CGGACGGGGUCGGUCCCGGGACCCCCGAGCCCCUAGAUGGUUGAGUGAACCCUGCGUUUGCUGCGUGACGCAGGACAGGUCGCCUCCGUGUGGGGUCCUCAUCCUCCCCAUUUUUUCAAUGGUGAAAUAGCGGUCCCUCCCACGGGGCGCCGUGCUGCGCCCGCACAUAGGCAGAGCGCCCUGGAUGGUCGGACCCGGAGAGGUUGUGGACCCUCGGGGCCUGACCCACGGGACCCAUUCGUGAGGCUGGCCUUGGCACUCCCUGAACGGGAUGGAAGUGGGGUUCAGCCCGUCUGAGGACUCAGAGGGCGGGACUUUGUGGCAGCGCACCGGCGGGGCCUCAGCCGCGUCCCAACCGAGCUAGACGGGACUGCCCUCUAGUGGGGAGGGCUCGGCUAGUCGCGAGUCCAGCGGCGACGCGCGACCGUCGGCAUUCCCUCUGCCGGUACCAGGCGCAGACUGAGGGUCUGUGCCGGGCUGGUUGGAUGAAAUGCCAUAAACUGAUCUGGGAAAGACUGGAGAAGAGUGGGUUUGGAGAAGAAAAUUCAAUGAUCAUUUAUGGACACGUAACCCUUGAGACGCCUGUUAGACAUCCAAGAGGAGUUGCAGAGUCAGCUGCUAGGUGUAUGACUCUGGACUUCAGAAGAGAGAUCAGCACUGGAGCCUUGGAUCUGGGAGGCAUAGUGAGUGAAAGGAUGAUGAGCAUUAUCAGUGCCCAGGACCCGCCACACUUCCCUGGACCUUUCUCCAUCAAUGAGCAAGGUUGGCUGCAGGCACCAUCCCAGGGCCUCCUAGGCCAGGCUCAAAAGGUCUUCCAGCUGCAGAUCUCAGUGUCCUUUGGUCAAAGGCAAAGCUGCCAAGGGAUGGUGAUGGUGAAGGUUUUGCCUGUUCCCUCCAGCCAGGUCUCCUUCCCCGAGCAGGCUCGGAAUAUCACCAUCCCUGAGAACCUGGCCCCCGGUAGCGAGGUGGUUCAGGUCCGGGCCCGGGGUGUCGACCUGCGCUAUGAAAUCCUGUCUCCGGUGCCCAGCCCACACUUCUCCAUCGGUCGUGCAGACGGUGUGGUCCGGACCACCACGCCCCUGGAGUUAGCUCGCACCCAAGGCACCGCGGUCUCCAGGCUGCAGGCGAAGGCCUUUGAGCAGCGCCAGCCAUGGGCCAGUGCCGAGCUCAAUCUCACCAUGAAUGUGCAGCUGGUCAACCUCUGGCCUCCACGCUGCCUCCCAGCACUUCUGGUGUCCCAAAUCCCCGAGACUGCACCUGUGGGCACCGUGCUGAAUACUCUCACUUGCGAAGAUCCGGACUCUGUUGGCACCACCCUGGACUACAAGCUGUGGUUCCGCAGCUCUUCCAACCCUGCCAGCCUCUGCCUUUAUGACAGAGUCCUUGAGGUGAAUGCCACACUGGACUGUGACACUCCUGGAACCUGCUUCCAGCAUGCAGCCUCCAUCCUGGUGCUCGAUGGUGGCCAGCCCCAGAUGACCACUGAGGUGCCGGUACUGGUGAUGGUGACACCCAUCAAUGAGUUCUCCCCAGCCUGUGCCCCUCGCACGUUCCGGGUUCAGGAGGAUGCGGCGCCCCACACUCUGCUGGGCUCUGUGGUGGGCACGGAUAUGGAUUACCCUCAUGACAACAUUGAGUACUACACCUCUGGUGGUCCUACCAACUUUGCUGUGGACCGUCUCACCGGGGAAGUUCACCUCCUGGGACCUUUGGACUAUGAGCAGCAGAGGCUGUACAGGCUCACUGUCCUUCUGAUUGACCAUGGCCAAGACCAGAACCCCAACCAUCACCGCUCAGGCUCCUGUACCAUUACCAUCGAGGUUGAGGAUGUGAACGACCAUGCCCCCGAGUGUGAGCCCCCAUUUCAGGAACUCGCCAUCUAUGCUCCUCUGGGCCGUAGCGUGGAGGUGACCAAGGUGUCAUGCCGGAUCCCUCAGGAGCCACAGCGCCUGACCUACUCCUAUAGCAUCGUGGGAGGGAAUAGGCAGAACCAAUUCAUCCUGCAAGGGGCCACCCUGGUGCACAGUGACCUUGUGUUGGGGCCCUUCUGGCCAGAACAGCCCCGUACCUAUGAGUUAUUGAUCCGUGUGGCCGAUGCAGGCCCCUCCCCCACCCACCUCAGCACCACAGCCACCAUUAUUGUGCAUCUAGUUCCCCGGAGGGCCAGCACAGUGGCCACCAGCACCCACAGAACCACAGUGCCCUCAACGAUGACACCCAUGCUCAUCACAGACACAGAAGCUUUCUGGCAGCCACAGCCCUGGUUUGUGGUGGUAUUGACAGCAACUGGUGCUCUUCUCCUCUUGGCCCUAGGCUGGCUUCUUGGCAGGCUCCUCCAGGGGUUGGCCCAGCUGCUGCAAGCACCCAGCAAACCAGCCCAGGCUUUGCUGCUAAACAGCAUCCAGGGAACUGAGGGAUCCAUCGAGGGUUUCAUGGAGGCACCAAAGAUGGAGAUGUCCCAGGCACCCAGCACUGUCAUGAGUCUGCAGCAUUUUGAUGGCAGAGCACAGGACUCCCGUACAGGAAGAGACUACCUGUUUAACACACACACAGGAGCCCGGCGCUGGCUCUGAGGCCAAGUAGCUGCUUUACUAUGUGUGGAAUUUCUUUUUCACACCAUCAUGGGCUGUAUUUUCAAGUUGAUUCAUAAUAAACAAAAUUACAAACAGAAAA
Messenger RNA from Symphalangus syndactylus (siamang), 2673 nucleotides. RefSeq names its product cadherin related family member 4 (gene CDHR4). The record is from RefSeq and is a predicted model, not a curated record. Gene Ontology annotation, biological process: homophilic cell-cell adhesion; cell migration; multicellular organism development. Gene Ontology annotation, cellular component: catenin complex; plasma membrane. Gene Ontology annotation, molecular function: beta-catenin binding; calcium ion binding; cadherin binding. Lineage: Eukaryota; Metazoa; Chordata; Mammalia; Primates; Hylobatidae.